CGAGGCUGAGCUGCUGCCUUUGUUGCACGCAUCCACGCACGUGUAACAACAUGCGGAGGGCAACUCAAUGCUGUGCCCGCCGUGUCGCCGCCGGCACGCCGUCGCGCAGCACGCUCAGUGUGCUGCGGACAGCGAGACGCCCGCUCUCCGACGGCAGCGGCGGCGCCGUGCGCUUCGCGGAGAUCAAAGAAAUGCCCGAGGCCGUGCGCGCCGUCGAGCGCGAGACGGACGUGGUCGACGGCGCGCCGCUCUUCGUCGAGCGCGAGGCGACGCGGCGCGUCGUCGAGGCGCUCGAGCGGCGCGCGGCGAACCCGGACGAGGGCGACGGGCUCGACGCGGACGCGGACUUCACGUGCCCCAACUGCGGCUUCACGACGUUCGCCAGCCGGAGCUUCCGGCUGACGUGCGCCAAGUGCGGGCGGUGCCGGGACGAGCUCCCGCCGCGCGACGCGUACCUGCUGACGGGCGCGCGCGGCGCCGGCAAGUCCGUGGCGCUGGCGCAGAUCGUGACGCAGGCGCGCGCGCGCGGCUGGCUCUGCCUCUUCGUCGCGCGCGCGCGCGACGUCGGCCACCACGGCGACUACGUCGUGCCGUCGCCGCACCACGCGGGCCGCUUCGAGGAGCCAUCCCGGAGCCGGGAAGUGCUCGAGGCCUUUAGGGAGGCGCACGGCAACGACCUCGCGACCGUCAAGUGCACGGACGCGGCCGCGGAGCGCUGGGGCGGCGCGACGCUGCGCGAGGUCGUGGGCGCCGCCCUCGACGACAAGAAGCGCGGCGACGAGGCGUCGACGGCGCUGGCCGACGUCGUCGACGGUUUGAGGGCGCACGACGCGGCGCCGGUGUUGAUCGCGGUCGACGAGUACUCGGCGCUCUUCGAGCCCGCGACGGCCUACUACUACGACGGCGUCAGCCUCAAGCCCGACGACCUCGUGCACAUCCGCGCGCUGCGGGGGCUUGGAAAUGCCGGCGUGCCGCCCGAGCGGCGGCUCGCGCGCGGCGCGUACGUGCUCGCCGACUCGCAGUCGCGCGGCGGCGCCGGCCUCGGGCCGCGCGACCGGCGCCUCGGCAUCGCCCACGCGCCCUUCGAGAUCCCCGUCGGCGAGUUCUCGGACGCCGAGUUCGCCGCCGCGGUGGACCGCUACGCGGCCGCGGGCUUCGGCGCCGCGGACGACGUCGCGGCGCUCAAGCUCGCGACGCAGCGCGUGCCAGGGCUGCUCUUCGAGCGGCUGGCGCUGAUGUGAUCGCGAC
Messenger RNA from Pelagomonas calceolata, 1248 nucleotides. The record is from the annotation of a GenBank genome assembly. Lineage: Eukaryota; Pelagophyceae; Pelagomonadales; Pelagomonadaceae.